AUGGUCCUUCUGACUAUGAGCAUCGCCUGUAACCCUCAUGUGCUGCAUGCUCACCAGAAGAAGGACACUGUUGCCAACGUCCGCGGUGGUAAGUCAUCUUCCAUCUUCGAGGACUUGUCAACGUCUGGCACUGACAAUGCAUCGGGGAUUGCUGUAGUCGACCAUCUGCCUGCUUUUGCCAAGGCCUUCUUUGCUCGCGAUGAAACUGUUACCUUCACUGACAUCGAGACGGUGUGCCCUACCGAGGAGCCGACCCCGGUCGUCACUACUGAGACUCCUACUGAGGUUUCUGUUUCGGUGACUGAGACCAUUCUCGAGACUUGCACCACCGAGACCACCCCUGUUCCCGCUACGGAGACUGUUCCUAUUCCUGUCACUGAGCCUCCUGUUCCUGUGACCGAGACUUCAGUGUCUGUUCCUCAGUCCCCCGUCGCCGUUACUGAGACUCCUGUGCCUAUCACCGAGACUCCUCCUGUGCCGGUCACCAAGAAACCAACUCAGCCCGUUGCUGAGACCUCGCCUGUGGAGACUUUGCCCAUCCCUGUCCCUGUGCCCGUUACCGGGACUGCCCCUGCCCCAAAGUUGACUACUUCUGUUGGUACUUCGGUCAGGGUGCCCACGACUCUGACCACGGCCAUCGUCUCGAAGCCCCCCUUCACUUCGGGCAGCUACAACUCCACCACUGAGACUCCUGUUUCGGUCUCCACGACCCACACUCGCAACUCGACGGAGACCAGAGUUGCCACUCACUCUUCCAAGAGUACUGGUGAGCUGAUCCAUCCCAGCAGCACUCCGGCCCCUGGCACACCCAAUGAGGCUGGCAUCAAGGGAAUCUCCUUCCAGGUGUCUGCCGUGGGUGCCUUCGCCUGGCUCCUCAUUGAGUUGCUGUGA
Molecule: messenger RNA, 891 nt
Organism: Penicillium alfredii
Lineage: Eukaryota; Fungi; Ascomycota; Eurotiomycetes; Eurotiales; Aspergillaceae
Exons: 3
Coding region: 1-891 (296 amino acids)
Source: RefSeq, a predicted model, not a curated record